Messenger RNA from Psammomys obesus (fat sand rat), 1945 nucleotides. It is a transcript of the gene Ankrd54, whose product is annotated as ankyrin repeat domain 54. The transcript has 8 exons. Gene Ontology annotation, molecular function: protein kinase regulator activity; protein binding. NCBI's taxonomy places the organism in Eukaryota, Metazoa, Chordata, Mammalia, Rodentia, Muridae. Gene Ontology annotation, cellular component: cytoplasm; nucleus. The coding region runs from base 101 to 1000 and encodes 299 amino acids. Gene Ontology annotation, biological process: regulation of intracellular signal transduction; regulation of protein kinase activity. The record is from RefSeq and is a predicted model, not a curated record.
CUCCCGCUUGCUGACAGCGAAGCUUCUCCUGGAGGGAAGCGGGUCGGUUGGUGGUUCGGGAACGAGGCUGGCGCUGCCAGGCCCGCGCCUAGCCGUUGCCAUGGCAGCCACCGGCGGAGGCGCGGACGACGAGUCGCGAUCCGGCCGCUCGAGCUCCGACGGCGAGUGCGCGGUGGCGCCGGAGCCGCUGGCGGAAGCGGGAGGCCUGUUCUCCUUCGCGGACCUCGGCGCUGCGCUGGGCGGCGGCGCGGGCCUCCCGGGCCGGGCGGCCGGCAGGGCCCAGUCCCCGCUGCGCUACCUCCAGGUCCUGUGGCAGCAGGACACCGAGCCCCGCGACGAACUGUGCUGCAAGAUCCCCGCCGGGCGGCUGAGGCGCGCUGCCAGACCCCACCGUCGGCUCGGGCCCACUGGCAAGGAGGUACACGCUCUGAAGAGGCUGAGAGACUCAGCCAAUGCCAAUGAUGUAGAAACAGUGCAGCAGCUGCUGGAAGAUGGCACAGAUCCCUGUGCAGCUGACGACAAAGGCCGAACUGCCCUCCAUUUUGCCUCCUGCAACGGCAAUGACCAGAUUGUGCAGCUACUCCUGGACCAUGGGGCCGACCCCAACCAGCAGGAUGGUCUGGGCAACACUCCAUUGCACCUGGCUGCCUGUACCAACCACGUGCCUGUUAUAACCACGCUGCUUCGAGGAGGGGCCCGUGUGGAUGCCCUGGACAGAGCUGGCCGCACACCUCUCCACCUGGCCAAGUCGAAGCUGAACAUUCUACAGGAGGGCCAUUCCCAGUGCCUGGAGGCCGUGCGGCUGGAAGUGAAGCAGAUCAUUCACAUGCUGCGGGAGUACCUGGAGCGCCUGGGCCGGCACGAACAGCGGGAACGGCUGGAUGACCUCUGUACCCGCCUCCAGAUGACCAGUACCAAAGAACAGGUGGAUGAGGUGACGGACCUCUUGGCCAGCUUCACCUCCCUCAGUCUGCAGAUGCAGAGCAUGGAGAAGAGGUAGCAAGGGAGGCCCCUCCUUGCUAUGCCACCGUCCUCCUGCCCUCCGUUCUCGGUACAGGGAAAGCCCAGGGGGCCCCGGAGUUCCGCCUGCCCUUGCCCUUAGAUGCUGAGGGCAGAGCUGCUCUCAGAAAGUCUGCAUCAUCUCUCUGGGCCAGCGCCACAGCCCCAGCUCUUGCUGCACAAUGCCAGCCCCUGUAGCCACAUUCCAGGCCCACACGUGCUGUCCCAGGAGACACCACUCCUCCCGUGGCUUCCCUCUGCACUCCGAAAGCCCCAGAGCCCUGUCUCUUCCCACUGGGGAAUUCUUACCAUCAUCUGGCUUUGGGUAGGCACUCUGAGGCCACCCAGGCUGCUGUGGGUCUCUUAAGCUGGUCUUGCCCCUCCCACCAGCAUUUAAGUUGAGCCCUGCACCCGACUUUCAAGGAGACAUUGCACUGCAUGGGUGUCUCUGAGCAGAAGAGGGACAUUGCUGAUGCCUGGGCCUUCAUAAGGUUAGGAAGGACCCUGCUUAGCCCAAAGAACCAUCUCCAGCUCCUCCCCUCCCAGUCACUGAAACACUACAAACGGAAUCCGUUUUGCAGCCUAGUUGUCAGAGGUAGAUAGUGGUUCAUGUGCCCGGGUCCUCUUGCCAGGAACCUCUAGGCCUUAGGUGGUGUGACAAGAGGCUGUACAGAUAAAUAGCUGGAGGUCUUCAGGGGAAAGGGUCCUAGGUCAUCUCGGUGGGCUGGGAUUCGUCCCAGGGAGCCCUGUGGGAGGGAAGCAGGAGGUGACUGCUGCCAUGUGGUUGUGAGAAGUCGAAGAAGCCAGGAGCUGGAGAACAGCACAUGGAUUCUCUCUGAACCUCCAGCAGGGACGGGUUCUGCUGACACCUGGACUUAAGCUCAGUGGGACAUGUUUUGGUUUCUAGCCUCUGAAACGUGAGAAUAAACCUGCUGUUUGAACUGUU